UUUUUUUUUCCUCAUCAUUUUAUUUUUUUUCUCUUCAUUCUCAAGUAUCAUCAUCAACAUGGGCGUUACCAAGACCACCCUUUCACCCGGCGAUGGCAAGACCUUCCCCACCCGUGGUCAGACAGUCGUCAUGCAUUACACUGGUACCCUUACAAACGGAACCAAGUUUGACUCUUCUCACGACCGCAAUAAGCCCUUCGAGACCCCCAUCGGUGUAGGUCGCGUUAUCCGUGGUUGGGAAGAAGGUGUUCCUCAGAUGUCUCUGGGCGAGAAGGCCAUCUUGAACAUCACUUAUGACUAUGCAUAUGGAGAAAAUGGAAUCCCAGAUGUUAUUCCUCCCAAGUCUGACUUGAUCUUUGAGGUUGAGCUUAUUCAAAUCAAAUAGGUCAAAGGAUCUUUAUGUGAUCCACAUUCCUUCCUGUGACAAAAUAGUAGUAGGGAAAAAAAAAAAA
Molecule: messenger RNA, 452 nt
Organism: Lobosporangium transversale
Lineage: Eukaryota; Fungi; Mortierellomycota; Mortierellomycetes; Mortierellales; Mortierellaceae
Product: peptidyl-prolyl isomerase
Exons: 1
Coding region: 59-385 (108 amino acids)
Molecular function (GO): peptidyl-prolyl cis-trans isomerase activity
Source: RefSeq, a predicted model, not a curated record